ACUUUUCCUCUCUUCAACCAAAAACGAGGCCAUACAUCGUUAGUGAAAAUGGCUGCCGCGACGACAGUAACACGGCCACUUCCUGCCCUGCCGGAAGGCUGGUCAGCUGAGAAGGACUUUAAGCCCAUCGGUUCUAUUACAGCGUCUACUCAACGCACUAUUGAGCCCGUCGGACCUCAUUUCCUAGCCCAUGCCCGCCGUGCACGCCACAAGCGCACAUUCUCCGAAGAUGACCGCAUCCAGGCUCAGGAGAGUGCGAAGAAAAUCGAGAAGGAUGAUGAGAGCGAUGUCAGCGAACCCGAGGAUCCUAUGAUGCUCCAGCGGGAGGCCAAGGACUGGAAGUCGCAAGAUCACUACCAAGUUCUUGGUCUAUCCAAGUAUCGUUACAAGGCUACUGAAGAGCAGAUCAAGCGCGCCCACCGCAAGAAGGUCCUAAAGCACCACCCCGACAAGAAAGCAGCUCAGGGCAGCACCGAGGACGACAACUUCUUCAAGUGUAUCCAGAAGGCCACCGAGGUCCUGCUCGACCCCGUCAAGCGCAGACAAUUCGAUUCAGUCGAUGAGAAAGCCGAUGUCGAUCAGCCAACCAAGAAGGAGCUCUCUAAGGGCAACCCCUAUAAGCUCUGGGGUCGCGUUUUCAAGUCCGAAGCUCGCUUCUCCAAGCAGCAGCCCGUGCCCAGCUUCGGCGACGAGAACUCCACGAAAGAAGAGGUUGAGAACUUCUACAACUUCUGGUACAACUUCGACUCUUGGAGAUCCUUCGAGUACUUGGACGAGGAUGUGCCGGACGACAACGAAAACCGCGAUCAGAAGCGCCACAUGGAACGCAAGAACGCGAACGCCCGCAAGAAGAAGAAGGCUGAGGACAACGCUCGCCUGCGCAAGUUACUAGAUGACUGCUCCGCUAGCGACGAGCGAAUCAAGAAGUUCCGCCAGGAGGCCAACGCGGCCAAGAACAAGAAGCGUCUCGACAAGGAAGCCGCCGAGAAAAAGGCGAAGGAGGACGCCCGUCUAAAGAAGGAAGCCGAAGAAAAGGCGGCCAAGGAAGCGGAAGAGAAGGCGAAGGCAGAGCGCGACGCCAACAAGAAGGCUAAGGAGGCUGCCAAGAACGCGGUCAAGAAGAACAAGCGUGUGCUCCGUGGCUCCGUCAAGGACGCCAACUACUUCGCCGCCGGCGACGCUAGCCCGGCUCAGAUCGACUCCGUUUUAGGCGACGUGGAGUUGAUUCAAGGCAAAAUCGAUCCCGAUGAGGUCGCUGCUCUGGCGGGCAAGCUGAACGGCCUCAAGGUCGCGGACGAGAUUAAGGGUGUGUGGAGUGAUGAGGUCAAGCGCCUUGUCGCGGCUGGCAAGCUGAAGGACGGGGAAACCAAGUUCUUCUCCUGAAUAUGGAAGAUGGAAUGUGAUAGGAGGUUUGCAUGCUGGUAGACAUAAUGGAAUACCAAUAAACCGCAGUACGCUUAUGCCCCUAUUUCAAUGGUCUGGCCAAUGUGAUUUUCAGUGCUACGAAAGAGCCCAAUUGCUGUGCUUCAUUUAAUUCACCGGUAUCAAUCAAUUAUUCCUCGUUUUUGUAUGUAAAGCAAAUGCGAUUGAUUAGCUAUCUUUUGAGAGCCACCAGUUGUACACCAUCAUUGAUG
Molecule: messenger RNA, 1634 nt
Organism: Annulohypoxylon truncatum
Lineage: Eukaryota; Fungi; Ascomycota; Sordariomycetes; Xylariales; Hypoxylaceae
Product: DnaJ-domain-containing protein
Exons: 2
Coding region: 49-1383 (444 amino acids)
Biological process (GO): regulation of translational fidelity; 'de novo' cotranslational protein folding
Cellular component (GO): cytosol
Molecular function (GO): Hsp70 protein binding; ribosome binding
Source: RefSeq, a predicted model, not a curated record